UUUGAGGAAAAGCAAAUCAAAUUUAACCUUCACCCCAUCCUAUUUUCCUUGUGCAUUUGGAGACAAGGAGGCAAAGUGCCUCCUCCGUUUCUCUCUAUGUUUGCAUCUCAAUCAACAACAAGCUCUGAUCUUCAUGCUUCUUCCUUGUGUUGGAUGCUGUGAAGAUAAUUAACUUCAAAAAUGGCUUCGGUUAGCUUCAAAUACUGGGAUGAUUGUGUGGAUCCUCAUGAUCUGGAAGCCAUGUGGGCCGAUCCAGAUGUUAGAGCCGAAUGGCUUAAUGCUGGUGAAACUAAGGGAUCAAAAGUCCACCUCUCACGUGAUCCUGAUGGUCAGCCUUAUCUAACUCAAACAGAAAUGAAGGCAGUAGCAGGUAUUAUAGUCCGAAGACAUUUCCUAUCGCAGAUUGAUUCGGAUAUGCUUUGCGCUAUUGCUGAGCUUGAAAGUGACCGGCAGCUUCUUGCAACACGGUACAAUAAAAAAUCAAAAGAGAUUACUAUGGGAAUUAUGCAGAUUUUGCCUAAAACUGCAGACUGGUUGGUGAGUGAUUUGGGUUACCGAACAUAUGAGGUGGCCGCAGAUUCGAAACUUCUUUACAAGCCUUUUGUAAAUGUGUACCUUGGCGCUGCAUAUCUAAAGUGGUUAUCAAAUUAUGGAGAGAAGGAGAGAAGUGAAGAGUUCAUGGUGAGAGCUUACAAGGCUGGUACUAAGAAGGCAACCCAUAAGUCCACCUUACCAUUUUGGAGAAGCUAUCUCUCCGUCAAAGAAAGUCUACCAUCGAGGUAGCUGUUUGCAUGCCAUGAUUUCCUUGCUG
Nicotiana attenuata is the source of this 811-nucleotide messenger RNA. RefSeq lists its product as uncharacterized. The coding region runs from base 181 to 783 and encodes 200 amino acids. The record is from RefSeq and is a predicted model, not a curated record. The transcript has 6 exons. Lineage: Eukaryota; Viridiplantae; Streptophyta; Magnoliopsida; Solanales; Solanaceae.